AUGGCCGAGGACGACGACAUCUCCGCUCACGGUAUCCAACCGGCGGUAGCGAAUGGCAGCCGCCAAGACCAGAACGACGAAACAACACCACUGCUGGGCGACCAGAACAAGAAACCCCUCCAAUCCGACCAGACCUCGCUGGCCAGCAACGACGAGGAGCAGAUCGUUAUCGUCGAGGAGGUGACAGGGUUCAAAUUGUGGCUCAUACUGUGUACCGGCUGGGUUGGCGUCUUCCUAGGCUCUAUAGACUCCACCAUUAUCGCCACGCUGUCGGCCCCCAUUUCUAGCGAGUUUCGCUCCUUGAGUCUGCUGUCCUGGCUCGCCACCGCCUACCUCAUCUCCAAUGCCGCCUGCCAGCCCAUCUCCGGCCGCCUGACCGAUAUCUUUGGCCGGGGCCCCGGUCUUGUCUUCAGCAACGCCUUUUUCGCCGCCGGGAAUCUCAUCUGCGGUCUCGCUCAGGACCAGAAUGUCAUGCUCCUCGGUCGCGUCGUCGCCGGGAUCGGCGGUGGCGGGCUCAUGUCCAUCACUACCUUCCUCGCCACCGACCUCGUCCCUCUGCGGAACAGAGGUGUCAUCCAGGGUAUCGGCAAUAUCUGUUACGGAGCUGGGGCUAUGCUCGGCGGCAUUUUUGGAGGUUUGGUGAACGACAAGUCGACUUGGGGUUGGCGCUUGGCAUUUCUCGUCCAGGUUCCUCCCGUCUUGAUCUCGGCAUGCUUGGUCGCAUAUCUUGUUCGCAUACCGCCCAAGGUGUCUGAGAAGUCGUACCUGGCCCGCAUCGACUUCACCGGAGCCUUCUCUCUCAUUGUUUUCCUCGUCUUGCUACUUCUCGGCCUGAAUACCGGUGGCAACCUGGUUCCGUGGACCCACCCCCUACCGCUGACGACACUGCCGCUAUCCCUCGUAGCUUUUAUCGCUUUCAUCAUCUGGGAGGCUCGCGCCAAGCAACCCGUCAUUCCUGUCCGGCUUCUCCUACACCGGACGGUCUUUAAUGCCUGCAUGACCAACCUGCUCUGUUCUAUGGUCAGCAUGAUGGCGCUCUUCUAUGCUCCCCUGUACAUGCAGUCGCGUGGGCGCUCGGCCACAGAGUCUGGCCUCGUAAUUCUCUUCUCCCCCAUUGGUAUCUGCGUGUGCUCACUCGGGAGCGGGAUCAUCAUGAAGAAAACCGGGCGUUAUGGCAUACUAUCCGUAUCAAUGAUCGUAGUCUCCACGAUAAUCCUAACGACCCUGGACGAAAACUCUCCAGACUGGCCAUUGAUGAUCGCGUUCUUUCUCCUUGGCGCCGGCCAUGGUGCCAUGCUUACCAUCACGCUCCUAGCCUGCCUCGCCGCUGUCGAUCACACCCACCAAGCCACUGUGACAUCUGCCACGUACGCGUUUCGGUCCGUGGGCGGCACAGUGGGCAUUACAAUCGCGUCGGCCAUAUACCAGAACGUGCUCAAGACGCAGUUAUGGGAGCGAUUCGGCGAUCUGCCCGGGGCCGCAGAGGAGAUCAAGAGGAUCAGGGACGACUUGAACGAGCUUAAGCAUCUCCCCGAAGGCUGGUACGACGGCGUUAUCUCUUCGUUCAUGGACGCCUUUCAGAGCGUGUGGCUCGCCAUGUUGGGGUUGGCACUACUGGCCCUGGUCAGCGUGUCCCUAAUGAAGCAACACAGGUUGCACUCGACUCUGUCGCGCAACGAGGAGAACUAA
This is a messenger RNA of Durotheca rogersii, 1689 nucleotides long. Its product is annotated as MFS general substrate transporter. Gene Ontology annotation, biological process: basic amino acid transport; transmembrane transport. The transcript is spliced from 2 exons. The coding region runs from base 1 to 1689 and encodes 562 amino acids. The record is from RefSeq and is a predicted model, not a curated record. Lineage: Eukaryota; Fungi; Ascomycota; Sordariomycetes; Xylariales; Xylariaceae. Gene Ontology annotation, cellular component: fungal-type vacuole membrane. Gene Ontology annotation, molecular function: basic amino acid transmembrane transporter activity.